AUGGCGGGCAGAACAGAGGAAGCAAAAGAAAAGAAAAAAAUCGAGGAAGGGAAGGAUGACCCAGGAAAAGCUGAUAAAGGCGGGAAAAGAGGAAGACCGACCAAUGUGGCGGCACUGAAAAAAGAAAGGAGCAUAAGCAUGGGAAACAUGACGAGCAUAGAAGAAAUCUGGAAAAGGAAGAGAGAAACAGAAGCGGAGGAGGAGAAGGGGAGAGAAGAUGGAGGAGAGUGUGACCCGCAAAUAGAAGAAUGGAUAUUCAGAGCGAGCAGUUUGGUAGGAAGAUCGCCGGAGAAGAAGAAAGAACGGGUGGAAGAAGGAAGUGGAAUUGGACAGAUAAAGAGGAUGAUGAAAGAGUUGGGGGAAGGGCUGAGCAAGAAAAUAGAAGAAAGCGCAAGGAACCAGGGAAGAGAAAUGAGGGAAGGGAUAGCAGGAGUGAAAAAGGAAAUAGAGAAGGAAAUAGGUAAUCUAAAGGAAGAAAUCAAAAAGAGAGAGGAUAGGUGGAUGGUACAGAGGAGGGAGCUAGAAGAGAAAGUGGAAGGGCUCAGAAAAAAGGUGGAAGAGUUGGAAAGAGAGGAAAAAGAGAAUGACAAAUGGAGUAAACUAGAGGAGAAAAUUCAAAAAAUGGAACGGGGAACAAGGGAGGAAAGGAGGGCAGGGAAGGAGGAAGAUACAAUAAUGGAAAAAUUGAGAGAAUUAGAGGGCAGGUGGGAGCGGAAGGAAAAAGAAGAAAAGAGAAAAAACAUAAUAAUUAAAGGGGUGAGAAUAAGAAGGGAGGAGAUGAGGGAGAAAACAGAAGAGAUAAUGAAAGCAAUUGGAGUACAGGACGCGGUGCAGGAGGUGAAAGCAGCAGGAUUUGGGGAGGGGGGAAAAGAGAUAAACAUGGUUCAAAUAAAAUUGAAGACAGUAGAGCAGAAAAGAAGCGUGAUGAUGAAAAAGAAAGUACUGAAAGGUAGGGAAGAGAGAAUUGAAGAGGACUUGACAUGGAAAGAAAGGAGGAUACAAUGGAAGCUAAGAAGGAUAGCAAAGGAGGAAAGAGAAAAAGGAAAGAACGUAUGGGUGGAUCAUGGAAGAAUAAGAAUAGAAGGGAAAUGGUGGAGGUGGAAGGAGGGUAGUGAGCGUCUGAAGGACGGACAAGGGAGAGAAUGGUAUGAAAUGCAGAGGGGGUCGAGCAACGUGGGGGAAGAAAUAUGA
Molecule: messenger RNA, 1191 nt
Organism: Osmia lignaria (orchard mason bee)
Lineage: Eukaryota; Metazoa; Arthropoda; Insecta; Hymenoptera; Megachilidae
Source: RefSeq, a predicted model, not a curated record